GGCGAUGUCACCAACGGUCCAGCUAAUUGCAAGUCUUCAACAUCAGACUUAUUGCUCUUCUUCUUCAAAAGUCCACCAUCGACGCUGGCCCAGUUGUGAGUGCAGCUCCCGCCCUGGACGUGUAACAUUGUAUCCCCACGGAGGACUUCCUGAUUCAGGCCGCUCAAGCAACAUCACAUCAUCUCCGCUCCCAUGGCUUAACGAACGGUUCUGCGAAACCACGACUUCCUCCCCAGGGCCGCGAUGGGUUCGGUAUCGCCUGACGAUAACCCGCACGCGACGUUCAAAUUCCCGCCGUUCCAGCCCGAUCUCCUCCCCACGCAUGAAGAGGAGCCCUUCGGCAUCAGCUCCUCGCGCACCCCUAGCCCGAAUCGCAUCGCGCAAACGGUUGGCAGCGCGCUCCCCUCCGAUCGAUGGCAGCCGCGCAGGGAGCAGAGGCAUGGGUAUAUGAAUGGCUCAGCGCAUGCUUCUGCCUCCCGACAUGGCAGGCAAAAGAGUCUAAGCGAGGCACUCAGGACGAUACGGACGCGGAAAGCGAGCGUUAGCCAGAGUGCGCAUGAGAUUGCGGACGCACUUAAGGCGCCGGUGUCCCCAACUCUCAUUAUGCUCUGCGGCAUUUGGUACAUGACGUCCAUCUUCUCCAACACCUCGUCGAAGGCCAUCCUCACCGCUCUCCCGAAGCCCGUCACACUCACAGUCGUACAAUUCGCUUUUGUCUCCGGAUGGUGCCUCUUCCUUGCCGCCAUGGCCAGGAAAUAUCCGCGUUUGAAGCAGACCAUGCCCUUUCUGAAAUAUGGAAUCCGCCCGCCGACUAAAGAACUUGUGAUGACCACGCUACCCCUAGCGCUAUUUCAGGUCGGAGGACAUAUCUUGAGCUCAGACGCUACGAGACGCAUACCUGUGUCGUUGGUCCACACCAUAAAGGGGUUGUCGCCCCUUCUAACAGUGUUUGCAUACAGAGUAUUCUUCCAGAUUCGAUAUUCGAUUCCAACCUACCUCUCACUCAUACCUCUUACCCUGGGAGUGGUAAUGGCUUGCUCGGCGGACUUCAAUGCCAACUUUAUGGGCCUGGUGAUGGCAUUCGCAAGCGCCAUCCUCUUUGUAACGCAAAACAUCGUCUCCAAGAAGAUCUUCAAUGAAGCCGCUGCUGCUGAAAAGGACGGCCUUCCUCCAACACGAUUUACCAAGCCGGACAAGCUCAACCUGCUAUGCUAUUCCUCCGGCCUUGCCUUCCUAUUCACGUUCCCGCUAUGGCUCUGGUCUGAAGGCUUCACGCUUCUAGGCGACUUCCUCCAUGACGCCUCAAUCGAGCUCUCAGAGCGCCCCGGUUCCUACGACCAUGGACGCCUAGUCCUCGAGUUCCUUUUCAACGGCACUUUUCAUUUCGGUCAGAACAUUGUGGCCUUCAUCCUACUGUCCAUGGUAUCUCCGGUCACCUACUCCGUCGCCAGCCUUAUCAAACGCGUCUUUGUCAUCGUAUUUGCAAUCACCUGGUUCGGGAAGCCUAUGACCAAACUGCAGCUCUGCGGCUUCUUUCUCACUUUCCUCGGUCUCUACCUCUAUGAUAGGACAUCCGAUGCUGCGAAGAAAGAUAAGCAGGCACGGGCCCUACAAGCGAAAGCCCAAGGUCCGCUAUUACCACUUACGACGGACAAGCUACCCCGUCCAGCAUUUACCGCGAGCCCAGCAACGAUGUCCGCCGGCACUGGAGCGUACCCAAUGUCAAAUGCACCCAUAGAAACAAGGGAUGAGAAGAGGAAUGAUGACACGGGGCCCGGUCGGCCGGGCGGUGGGUCAAACCAGCCGAGCUGGUUGCCUCCCGGAACGAAGCAGGAAGAGACAUGGCGGCCUAAUGGAAUGAAUGGGAGGGCCGGAGGCGUUAGUGUGACUUACGGGUAGUAUGAUUCUGUUUUCGAUUGGGUGGGCGUCCUGCCUGCGACAUGUUGUAUAUCUAUAUGCAUUUAUCUGAUGACCGGGCGGUAUAGAGACUUUACAAGCUUAGAGGCAUGGAUAGGCGUUUUAAUCCCGGGUGGUGUAUCAGGCUGGGAGGGGGUUGGAUUUCAUGAUGAGCAUGCGGGUGUGGUGUUGGCGGUGAAAUCUAGCAAUGCCAGAGCCAAAGGCGCCAACUCUUCUACUCCAAUACAAAUACAUAUUGGU
Molecule: messenger RNA, 2157 nt
Organism: Trematosphaeria pertusa
Lineage: Eukaryota; Fungi; Ascomycota; Dothideomycetes; Pleosporales; Trematosphaeriaceae
Product: TPT-domain-containing protein
Exons: 2
Coding region: 244-1899 (551 amino acids)
Biological process (GO): phosphoenolpyruvate transmembrane import into Golgi lumen
Cellular component (GO): Golgi apparatus; endoplasmic reticulum
Molecular function (GO): antiporter activity; phosphoenolpyruvate transmembrane transporter activity
Source: RefSeq, a predicted model, not a curated record